This is a messenger RNA of Botrytis fragariae, 1248 nucleotides long. Its product is annotated as putative acetate kinase protein. Gene Ontology annotation, biological process: phosphorylation; acetate metabolic process. The record is from RefSeq and is a predicted model, not a curated record. Lineage: Eukaryota; Fungi; Ascomycota; Leotiomycetes; Helotiales; Sclerotiniaceae. Bases 1 to 1248 code for a protein of 415 amino acids. The transcript has 3 exons. Gene Ontology annotation, molecular function: acetate kinase activity.
AUGUCCAAAAUCAUCCUCUCCAUAAACGCCGGAUCCUCCUCCGUCAAAAUCUCCAUCUUCUCCGCCUCGCAAGGCGACCCCUCCCCCAAACCUCUCGCCGAAGCCCAAAUCUCCGGUCUCACCUCCCCACCCCCAACUCUCAAAUACUCUCGCGGCGGAAAGUCCAUAACCAAGAACCAAAAACUAGAUUCCAACAUCACCGACCAAAACUCCGCAUUCCAAUACAUUCUCACCCACCUAAUCAACGACUCCUCCUUCCCCCAGAUCUCCCAACUCACCGACAUCUCCCUCGCCAGCCACCGCGUCGUGCACGGCGGAGACUACCAAACCAGCCAACUCAUCACCCGGGAAACCCUCCACCAUCUCGAAACCCUCACCGAUCUCGCUCCUCUGCACAACGCCUCCGCACUCUCCAUCAUCCAACACUGCAUUACCCAUCUGCCCUCGACCCGCAACAUCGCAGUCUUCGACUCGCAAUUCCACGCGACGAUUCCAGAACACAUUAGUACGUAUCCGAUUGAUCAGGAAAUCGCAAAGAAGAACGGAUUGAGAAAAUAUGGAUUCCACGGGAUUUCCUAUGCGUUUAUCACGCGCAGUGUAGCGGAGUUUUUGGGGAAGAAGGAAGAGGAGACGAAUAUUAUUGCGUUGCAUUUGGGGAGUGGAGCGAGCGCGUGCGUGGUCAAGAAUGGAAAGAGUUGGGAUACGAGUAUGGGGUUGACGCCGUUGGCGGGAUUGCCGGGGGCGACGAGGAGUGGGAGUUUGGAUCCGAGUCUCGUCUUCCACUAUGCCACCAACGUCGGCAAGCUCUCCCCCAACUCCACCUCCUCCCUGCACAUUUCCCGCGCCGAAGAAAUCCUCAACAAAGAAUCCGGCUGGAAAUCCCUCACGGGCACCACCGAUUUCGGCACCAUUACAUCCUCCUCCUCCUCCGAUCCUACCAUGAAACUCGCAUUCGAUAUCUUCGUCGAUCGGAUCCUCUCCUAUAUCGGACAUUAUUACAUAUCUCUGCAUGGCAAUAUCGACGCGGGGAUUGGAGAGAAGAGUGAGGUUUUGAGAGAGAGGGUGGGUGAGGAAAUUAGGUGCUUGGGGUUUGAGAUUGAUGGGGAGAGGAAUGCAAGGGAGAUAGAGGGGACGGUGCAGGAGAUUGGGAAGGAGGGUGCGAAGCAUCGUAUGUUGGUGUGUAAGACAGAUGAACAAUUUGAGAUGGCGAGGCAUUGUGUGGUUGAUGAGGGACUUUUUGGGGAAUGA